CUUAAACAGUAAUUUUUGUUCAGGCUCAUGAGAAGCUCAGAAGAGGAGAUUCCCUUGUGCAGAAAAGACAAUUCGAGGAAGCGGCUGAUUGCUAUGAAGAGGUAGCUGACCUGUUUGGGAAAGCUCACAGCCAACUGAGUGCAAAUUUGGGAGUUAUAAAAAGUUUCGAGUCAUCACCUAAAAAUUCAAAGUCAUCAAUUCAUUCCGUAGUUGCACUAGAAUCAUUGGCGUUGCAAAGUGACUACUAUAAAAGACAAGCUGUCGUUGUGAGAAUGAAACAAGCGCAAUACGACGAGUAUAAAAAUACUCUAGAAAUUCAGCAAAAAAAUCAUUUAAAGAAGGAUGCAAUCAAAUACAAUGACAAAGGAUCGACAGCUUCUGCAGAAACAGAUAAGUUUGAUGGAUCGUUGAGACAAGCUAUUUAUAAAACUAUAGAAGAGCAGGACACCUUGCUGAGUCUUAUGCCAUUGCCUGACGAUGACCAAGCGUUUAAACAUCCUAAAGAUACUGUCACUGUUAUUGAAGAAUUGCGGACUGUUAAUUCACAAUUAAGAUCUCUUGUUGAAAGCUUACUUAGUCAACUUGAAGCUAAAGAACAAGAGGUUAAACAAUUGACACAAAGAUUGCACACUGUUUCAGCUGCUGUGACUGAUGAAAUGUCUUUAAAUGAAGGACAUUCUUUAAGGUUGGCUCCAUUGCCUCCUUUGGCUCCCUUAGAAAUGCCCUUAUUUGAUUUUUCAUCUUCUUAA
Molecule: messenger RNA, 749 nt
Organism: Cotesia congregata
Lineage: Eukaryota; Metazoa; Arthropoda; Insecta; Hymenoptera; Braconidae
Source: the annotation of a GenBank genome assembly